This is a messenger RNA of Habropoda laboriosa, 5047 nucleotides long. RefSeq names its product protein MON2 homolog (gene mon2). The record is from RefSeq and is a predicted model, not a curated record. The transcript has 24 exons. Lineage: Eukaryota; Metazoa; Arthropoda; Insecta; Hymenoptera; Apidae.
AUGGCAAGUGCAGCUGUCGGAACUAAUCCGGAAAAUACUUCCAAAUUUUUGGAAUCGCUGCAAGCUGACUUAAAAGUCCUUGCUUCUGAGUCGAAGAAGAAAUAUCCACAAAUUAAAGAAUCAUGUGAAGAAGGAAUUGCAAAAAUAAGGACAGCUUCAAAUACAUCAUGUGCUCCUAUUUAUUACAUUGUUAAUCAAAUCUUGUAUCCUUUGGUUCAAGGUUGUGAAAGUAAAGAUGUAAAAAUUAUUAAGUUUUGUUUAAGUAUGAUGCAAAGGUUAAUUACUCAACAAGCUGUUGAUCAAAAAGGAGCUCGUUAUAUUACGGAUACAUUAUGGAUGCUGAUGGAAUCAGGAACAGAAGAAGUUAAAGUUUUGCAGACUGUAACUCUCUUACUCACUAGUAACACUAUUGUUCAUGGUGAAACACUUGCAAGGAAUCUGGUUCUUUGUUUUCGUCUACAUUUUACAAAAGAUUCUACAACAAUUAAUACAGCAGGAGCCACAGUAAGACAAUUAGUGUCAUUAGUUUUUGAGCGUGUUGUUGCAGAGAAUGAACAAAGCCCUGAUAAUGAGGAUUCAGAUGAAAUAAAUUUGGAGGAAUUAAAAAUUGCUACUAAUCAGGCACCAAAAGGUUUAGGACCAUGUGCUGCUGAUGCAUACUUAAUGUUCCAAGACUUAGUACAGUUAGUAAAUGCAGAUCAACCUUACUGGUUAAUUGGAAUUACAGAAAUGACACGUACGUUUGGAUUGGAAUUGUUAGAAUCUGUUUUAACAAAUUUUUCAUCAGUAUUUUUUAAGGUAUAUAAUCACAAUAAUACUUAAUAUUUAAAUAAACCAUGAAGUUUCAAUUUUACGUUUCUUUCUAAUAUUAAAUAUCGUAAUUCGGUUCCAGCAUCGCUGCAACAAGCUACCCCUUUAGAUAAACCUUAUUUUCCUAUUAGCAUGAGACUCCUUCGAGUUGUUUCUAUCUUGAUACAGAAGUAUCAUUCACUUUUGGUAACAGAAUGUGAAAUAUUUUUAUCUUUAAUUGUUAAAUUUUUGGAUCCUGAUAAACCAACAUGGCAAAGAGCUUUAGCUUUGGAGGUUUUACAUAAGAUGACAGUACAAUCUGAUCUCCUUACAAACUUCUGUGAAUGUUAUGACUUGAAACCUCAUGCAACCAAUAUUUUUCAAGACAUUGUCAAUAGUUUAGGUGCUUAUGUACAUAGCCUUUUUGUUAAUCCUCAAAUGAUAAAUCAAACCAAUAUGGCAACAGGUACAACGAUACCACAAAAUACAACUUCUCCGUUAUUCACGGGAAUGCCUAUAGGACCUGGUGUUUCACCACAACCUGGUUUUUAUUCGCGUGGUAUUUGGUUGCCAGUAGUUGCGACAUUCACAAGUGGCCAAGCUAAAUCCACGUAUUUGGAUAUGCUUGAUAAGGUUGACCCACCACAGAUUCCUAUUGGCUAUGGAAUAAGUAUAGCUUAUGCAUGUUUAUUAGACAUUAUACGUUCCAUAGCUCUCGCCAUUAAUGGAUCCAGUGAAGUUGUAACUGGAAAUCAAUCUUACAAACCAAGUGAAUUUGAACGAAAACUUCACACCCAACUCAUUAAUUCUAGUUGGUGCGGUUUACUAGCAGCAUUAAGUCCCCUUAUAGAUGCAAGCACCGAUGAAUCUGCAACGGAAAAUGUAUUAAAAGCAAUUCAAACUUUUGCUUCACUGUGUGGACAAUUGGAGUUGCAAACGCCACGCGACGCGUUUAUUACUGCGAUAUGUAAGGCAUCAUUACCCCCUCAUUAUGCCUUGACUGUGUUGUACAAUGCUCCUCAGGGUAUACCGACUGCAAGGCAACAAGAAUCAACUCAGUACAAUGUAACUAUUGGUGAACCUGAUUAUAGGCAACAAGUAGUAGCUGUUGGUACUCCACUACCUACUGCAUCUCUGCCAGUUGGUGCACACCAAGGUCCAGUUAUGUUAACAGCAAAGAAUUUACAAUGCAUGCGUGCAUUACUAUCACUUGCACAUUGCCAUGGAAGCAUACUGGGUGGUGCAUGGCACUUGGUACUUACAACCUUACAGCAUCUUGUCUGGAUACUUGGUUUGAAACCUUCUACAGGGGGAUCCUUGAAAGCUGGAAGAACUGCUGCUGAUCCAAAUGCAGUACUUACAAAUGCAGUUAUGGCAGAUUUGCCUGUACUUAGCGCCAUGCUUAGCAGGCUAUUUGAAAGUAGUCAACAUCUUGAUGAUGUAGCUUUACAUCAUCUGAUAGAUGCACUUUGUAAAUUAAGCCAUGAAGCUAUGGAAUUAGCUUACUCUAAUAGAGAACCCUCUCUGUUUGCUGUGGCUAAACUUCUAGAAACUGGUUUGGUAAACUUACCUCGGGUAGAAGUUUUAUGGAGACCAUUAACAAAUCACUUGCUGGAAGUUUGUCAACAUCCACACAUUCGUAUGAGAGAAUGGGGAGUCGAAGCUAUUACGUAUCUUGUAAAAAUGGCACUUCAGCACAAAUAUCCACAACCUUUGCGCGAUAAUCAAAAGUUGCAGACUUUACUUCUAGGACCAUUAUCAGAAUUAUCAUCGGUACGUCAUGGGGAUGUAAGGCAGCGGCAGUUGGAGUGUGUUUUACAAGUUUUGCACGGAGCUGGAGAAACAUUGUAUCAUGGUUGGCCUUUAGUACUUGGUAUUAUUGGAGCAGUAUCUGAUCACCAUGGGGAAGCUUUAGUUCGCAUAGCAUUUCAGUGUUUACAAUUGGUAGUAACCGACUUUCUACCAGUGAUGCCUUGGCGGUGUCUUCCACUUUGUGUCGACACAGCUGCCAAAUUUGGUUCCCAAACACAGGAAUUAAAUAUUUCGUUAACCGCUGUUGGAUUAAUGUGGAAUAUAAGUGAUUAUUUUUAUCAAAAUCAAGAGAAACUCUGUGUAUCUUUGAAAGGAGAUUCAUCUUCUGUAUUUCCGGAUUUUCCUGGUACAACAAACAUGCCACCUUUUGACAAACUUUGGAUGUGUCUAUAUGCAAGAUUAGGUGACUUAUGCGUAGACCCUCGACCCGCAGUGCGCAAAUCAGCCAGCCAAACUCUGUUUUCUACAAUAUCUGCACAUGGUAGUUUAUUGCAUCAGCCAACAUGGCAAGCUGUACUUUGGCAAGUUCUUUUUCCAUUAUUGGAUAAAGUAAGAAGUUUAUCUAAUUCUGCUAGUAGUGAAAAAGUUGAUACUAGUGGAAACAUACUUAUUCAUCACAGCAGAAAUACAGCGCAAAAGCAAUGGGCAGAAACACAAGUAUUGACAUUGAGUGGUGUUGGAAGAGUGUUUAAUACAAAACGUCAACUGUUACAAAUGUUAGGCGAUUUCCCUAGAGCUUGGUCUCUUUUGUUAGAAUUUAUAGAAAAUUCUGCGCUUAGUAAAAAUAACGAGGUAUCGCUAGCAGCUUUAAAAUCAUUUCAAGAAAUUUUGUACCUUCAAAAAGGGAGUGACAAUAAUGAAGUUAUUCAAUCAAACGAUUCAGAAGCAUUAUGGAUCGUUGCAUGGCGUGUGUGGCUUAAUAUCGGAAUGGAAAGUACAACGCCACCGCAAGAAGGGGAAACGGAACCUUAUGUACCAUCACAAGCAUUUUUAACAGCCUUGGUUCAUAUAUUUCCAGCUGUUUUUCAACACAUCAGAAACAAAUUCACUGGUCCAGAUUUACAAAAGCUCUGUAUCGUGCUGAAAAAUGCAGUCGCAGUUCCGGUACAUGGUGAAUCAACACCAUACAUUUUACCGACGAUACCGGAUGUGGUUCUUACUCAUUUACAGGACGGUGUACUUCAUUCCAUGGAGCUUUUGCAAAAAGAAGCACUAAAUGGGCCGGAUAACCUAAGAACAAUGAUCGUUUUAAUAUUCCUUCAGCUUUUGAGUUUUUCAAAAUUGGCUUGCGAAGCUCCCACUUAUGGUAAAAUACCAACAAAACACAUCUCCCAAAUUAGAGGUGUAUCCGCUGAUUGGGUAACUAUGAAUUACGUUCCUUUUGGAGAGAAAGCUCUAUCAAUGGUUGUAACACUAUACCAAAAGACGGCGCAUGAAAUGGCAGUCAUAGAUGGACAAGUUUUAAAGCAUAUUAUAGAAGCGUUGCACGUGCCUUUAUCAAUGAAGUACGCUUGCCCAUCGCCAACAACUUGGAAAUUAGCUGUAACUAGUCUGCUUGCCGUUUUACAUACCGGUUUACCCUUAGCCAGAAAGUAUGCAGAACAAUUUCAAAGUAUGUGGCCAGAACUUGCGAGUACGUUAGAUGACUUUCUGUUUCCAAAAAGUGUAUUGAAUGUGGAACGAGGUGUCGAAGAAAUUCAAGCGGAUGAAGCUGUAGAUUGUCAAGUGAUGGAGCUUUUACGAGAUGAAGUUUUACCACAUUCCCAACAUAUACCUCAUCAGUUUAUUUUACGAGUAGUUGUGCUUUUAAAUAAAGGUUCUAUUCAUUCAGCAACUACAACAAAUAUUGAAAAUAACGGUGAAACUAAGUUAAGAGAAGAAUUUGCAAAAACUUGUUUUGAAACAUUACUCCAAUUUUCUCUGUUGGAUGGAUUAAAUAACGAAUCAGAACAUGAUACAAAUAAAAAUCCUGAAAAUGAUGAAGGAGGUGUUGCUGGACGGUUGGCCGUCACUGCACUUCUUCAUAGGUUUCAAGAAGUUUUACGACGAUAUAUCGAAAAUGAGAGGCGAAGUGGAAAAUGUCCACUACCUAGGUACAGAUUAUCUGAAAUUUCAUUUGUUUUGAAAGCUGUUGCAACACUUGUGGUCUCCCUAAAGAAAGCACCUCCUAAUAAAGUUGAAAGAUCAGUAUGGGAGCAACUGAUUGGACUAUAUCCCUGUUUAGUAGAAUGCACGAUUGCUACGGCAUCAGGCCAAGUAUCAAGAUCUUUGCGGGAAGCUUUACUACAAUACCAUGAUUUAUUGAGACCACCGCUUCAUAGUUCCACAACAUCAAAUGGUGUUUGACCAUUGCAUUCUUUGCUUCUAACACGAAAUACCGUUUGCUACACCACCGAAUAGUGAACUUUUUGUAACUACAGCUACGUGUACAAUAAAUUUUGUCAUA